CUACUCAGACAGAAACGCACAGCAGAGCAACCGAGAGCGACUCUUCUGACUAAAGCCAACUCAACCGCCUUUUACGCACACACAUAUCUUAGGUAAAGCAGUCCGCGCACACGGGUUUAACCAUGAUUAAGAAAAUGUCGCCCCCAGAGAGCGACUUUGACAUCCCAGCGAAGAACUGCUACAGGAUGGUGAUUUUGGGAUCCACCAAAGUUGGGAAAACGGCCAUCGUGUCUCGGUUCCUGAACGGGAGGUUCGAAGAGCAGUACACGCCGACCAUCGAGGACUUUCACAGGAAACUGUACAGCAUCAAGGGAGACGUAUACCAGCUAGACAUACUGGAUACAUCAGGGAACCACCCUUUCCCCGCCAUGAGGAGACUAUCCAUACUGACAGGUGACGUGUUCAUCCUCGUCUUCAGCCUGGACAAUCGUGACUCCUUCCAGGAGGUGCAGCGGCUCAAGCGGCAGAUCUAUGAGACCAAGUCGUGCCUGAAAAACAAGAUCAAAGAGAACAUCGACGUGCCUCUGGUCAUCUGCGGCAACAAGGGAGACAGAGAGUUUUACCGGGAGGUGCAGCAGGAGGAGAUCGAGCAGCUGGUGGCCGGGGACGACAAGUGCGCCUACUUCGAAAUCUCCGCCAAGCGCAACGAGAACGUGGAUAAGAUGUUUCAGACUCUGUUUACCUUGGCCAAACUACCUCACGAAAUGAGCCCCGACCUUCACCGGAAAGUGUCCGUGCAGUACUGCGACAUGCUGCACAGAAAGUCUCUGAAAAACAAGAAGCUGAAGGACAUUGGGGAAGCGUACGGUGUGGUCACUCCAUGCGCCCGGAGACCCAGCGUGCACAGCGACCUCAUGUACAUUAAAGAGAAGGCGAUAGGAGGCGGCCAGGGCAAAGACAAAGAGAGAUGUGUGAUCAGCUAAACGGACCGCGAGGCAGCAAACGCAACACGAAAUCUUUGAAAGAAGAACGAGCCUGGUGCGUCAGCUUGAGGAGCGACCUGUGCGGCCGACUGCGCUCAAACUGACACGGGAGAUGCGGAGACGCCGGGGCCGCCGCUGCCGCGCGCGCGCGCGCGCCCUCUGACUCGAGACGCGAGUCCGCAACAAACCACUCAACAACAAAAAAAUAAAUAAAAUAAAAACAUUGCCCACGAGACAUUUGAGAAUGUUAGCUUGUUCUGUCAGUCAGAGCCCAAUGUGUGACGUGGCUUCAUACCUUGUGAGACUCGCGCAUCGAUGCGUACAAUGUGUUUUAUUGACGUCAUGCCUUUUUUAGAGGAGAGAGAAAAGAGACUCUUGGCUCAGGAGGUGCAAUGAUGGGGGGGAAAUAAUGUUGUUUACAUCUUAUCAUAGAUUUUAUAAUGGCUAAUUACAUUUCAAUGUUUCGUUGCAAAACUAUUUUUUAUGGUGAAUGUAUAUUUAUUGUCAAUGUCAAUUUUUGCAAACAAGUCAAAGAAUCUCAAUAUAAUAAAACAAAAAAACAAACUAAAACUUA
This is a messenger RNA of Seriola aureovittata, 1497 nucleotides long. RefSeq names its product dexamethasone-induced Ras-related protein 1-like. The record is from RefSeq and is a predicted model, not a curated record. Bases 123 to 923 code for a protein of 266 amino acids. Gene Ontology annotation, molecular function: GTP binding; GTPase activity. The transcript is spliced from 2 exons. NCBI's taxonomy places the organism in Eukaryota, Metazoa, Chordata, Actinopteri, Carangiformes, Carangidae.